This is a messenger RNA of Pangasianodon hypophthalmus (striped catfish), 2402 nucleotides long. RefSeq names its product lysyl-tRNA synthetase 1 (gene kars1). Gene Ontology annotation, biological process: diadenosine tetraphosphate biosynthetic process; positive regulation of macrophage activation; lysyl-tRNA aminoacylation. The transcript is spliced from 15 exons. Gene Ontology annotation, molecular function: lysine-tRNA ligase activity; tRNA binding; ATP binding. The record is from RefSeq and is a predicted model, not a curated record. The coding region runs from base 154 to 1980 and encodes 608 amino acids. Lineage: Eukaryota; Metazoa; Chordata; Actinopteri; Siluriformes; Pangasiidae. Gene Ontology annotation, cellular component: cytoplasm; nucleus; mitochondrion.
CAUAUCACAGGAGGCGGGGCUUAUCGAAAGCCCGUUAGGAAGAGAAAGAAAGAAACCUCGCGCGUGAGGUGUUUGGUAGCAGCGCGGAGACUGGGACAAGAUGGCGGACGUGGUGGCGGAUGGAGAGAAACUCAGUAAAAAGACCUGCGCAUCAUGUUGACGCUGGUCAGAGCAGCCAGGCAGCCCGUGUGCCGGGCCGUCGGGUUACGGGUGCAGAAGUUUGCGCCCCACGUUCGGCAAACGGUGCCUUCGCUUAUUGAAGGAUGUCGCUGGAGAGGUGACAAAAGUGAGCUGAAGAGGCGCAUGAAGGCGGAGAAGAAGGCUGCGGAGAAGGAGGCCAAGCUCAAGGACCAAGCGCAGCAGAAUAAGGAGGCGAGUGAUAAGCAGGAGCAGCAUGUGGACGGAGUGGACGAGGAGACACUGGACCCCAACCAAUACUUCAAGAUCCGCACGCAGGCCAUCCAGGCUCUGAAGGGAACCGCUGAAGACCCCUAUCCCCACAAGUUUCACGUGGACAUGUCGCUUACUGAGUACAUAGAGAAAUACAAUCACCUACAGCCCGGGGAGCAGCUAUCAGACGUCGUCCUUAACGUGUCAGGUCGUGUCCAUGCCAAGAGGGCCUCAGGGGCCAAACUGCUCUUCUAUGACCUGAGAGGAGAGGGGGUCAAGCUGCAGGUUAUGGCGAACUCCAGGAAUUACAAGUCAGAGGAAGACUUCGUUCACAUCAACAAUAAAUUGCGCCGAGGUGACAUCAUCGGCGUUCGUGGUAAUCCUGGGAAGACAAAGAAAGGCGAGCUGAGCAUCAUCCCCAUAGAGAUGACCCUGCUGUCUCCGUGUCUGCACAUGCUUCCUCACCUGCAUUUCGGCCUGAAGGACAAGGAAACUCGGUUUCGUCAGCGGUAUUUGGAUUUGAUCUUGAACGACUUUGUGAGGCAAAAGUUUGUGACCCGCGCCAAGAUCAUCACUUACCUGCGCAGCUUCUUGGACCAGCUUGGUUUCCUUGAGGUCGAGACUCCGAUGAUGAACCUGAUUCCUGGAGGCGCAGUGGCUCGACCUUUUGUCACCUACCACAAUGAGCUGGAUAUGAACCUGUACAUGAGGAUCGCGCCCGAGCUUUACCACAAGAUGCUGGUGGUUGGAGGUAUCGACCGUAUCUAUGAAAUCGGUCGUCAGUUUAGAAACGAAGGCAUUGACCUCACUCACAACCCAGAGUUCACUACGUGUGAGUUUUAUAUGGCCUACGCUGACUACAAUGAUGUGAUGGAGAUCACUGAGAAGCUUCUCUCAGGAAUGGUGAAGCACAUCACAGGAGGUUAUAAGGUCACCUAUCACCCUGAUGGACCAGAAGGACAAGCCUAUGAAAUCGACUUUACUCCUCCUUUUAAGAGAAUCAGCAUGACCCAUGAUCUGGAAAAGGAGAUGGGAGUGAAAUUCCCAGCCACUGACGCUUAUGAUUCUGAUGAAACCCGCAAAUUCUUUGAUGAUUUGUGUGUUCAGAAGGGAGUGGAAUGUCCGCCUCCAAGAACAACAGCUCGCCUCCUGGAUAAGUUGGUGGGAGAUUUCCUCGAGGUGAAAUGCAUCAGCCCUACGUUUAUUUGUGACCACCCUCAGCUCAUGAGUCCACUAGCAAAAUGGCACAGAUCCCAGAAAGGGCUGACUGAGCGUUUUGAGCUCUUUGUCAUGAAGAAAGAAAUCUGUAACGCCUACACUGAGUUGAACGACCCGAUCAGGCAGCGUGAGCUCUUUGAGCAGCAGGCUAAGGCGAAGGCAGAAGGUGAUGAUGAGGCCAUGUUUAUAGAUGAGACAUUCUGCACAGCGUUAGAAUAUGGUCUUCCACCUACUGCAGGCUGGGGCAUGGGCAUCGACCGCCUCGCCAUGUUCCUCACUGACUCCAACAACAUCAAGGAGGUCCUUCUCUUCCCCGCCAUGAAGCCUGAUGACCAGAAACCCGCCCCUCCAGCAGAGGGCACUUCUGUUUAACACUGUGACCUGUGAUGUCGCCUGAUCAGAAAUCAGUGCCACGGUGAUGAGAGCGAGAGAUGAUUCAUCAGCACCAGGGUUCAUGUUUCUGUCUGACUGUGCAGGUUACUGUUAACGAUUGAUGUUUAUGUUCUGAAGGAUUUCACGUUGACGUAAAAGGGAAGUAUAUCACUGUCUUUUUUAUUCAUUUAGGCAGAAACAGUGAACCCCAGUUUUGUUUUUUUUUUUGUUUUGUUUUUUUUUUACUGCUGCUUUGUCCAUUGUCAGUUCACAUCAGGUUCUUACCCUCGAGCAAUCAAGAAGAUGAAGAUUCAAAUUCAGCCAUAUUUUUCUGUAAUAAUGGUUUUAAUACCACCUGUCCUCUGUAUUUUUAAUGAUCACAAAAUUGGUCAUAGGAAUAAACCUUCAUGUGCGUGAUGAAA